AUGCAGCUUAUAAGUGAUCGGGAAGAUCCAGAACAAAUUAUAACCUAAGGAGCAUAUUCAGUAGAUAUUCCAAUACAAAGAAACCGACCUUCUUCAUAAUAUAUGCUUCAUGGUUCAUAAAACAGAAAAUUAAAAACCUAAGCUACUGUUUCUAUAUUUGGGUAUAUCAGUUUAUUAAUAGAAAGGACUUUCAAUACAUAAGAAGAUAAGACCACAAUAACUCGGGACACUAGAAGUGUGUUUGUUAGAAUAGUAAGGAAAUUGAUCAUCAUCAAAUGUUUUUUUGAUUCUUUAGAAUAAUAUAGAAAAGAAAGAUUGUAACAGAGAAUAGAGUUUUAUUUUUAAAAAAGAACAAAAAUGAUUCCAUUUUAUCCAGAUGAUUGUUUUAUUGUAUUUUGGAUGAAUGUAGUAACUCUUCUGUAAUUUUGCUCUUGUAUAAUUUAUCCGCUCUUUAUUACAUUUGAUGAUUUAGAAAUUGAUUUACAAGGUAUUGUAAUGGUUUUGGAUAUUAUAUUCUUAAUUGAUAUAUUAUUAACAUUUUUGACAGCAUAUAUAGAUGAGGGAUCGUCUUUAAAAAUAUCUACAAUUGACAUAGCGGUACAUUAUUUAAAAACAUGGUUUAUUUUUGAUUUAUUAUCUAUUUUUCCUUGGAUAUAAUUAGGAAUAGAUAAUUUAAGAUUUUUUAGACUGUGCAGAAUAUUCAAAUAUUUUAUAUAUAAAUAAAAGCAUAGCUACAAAGGGUAAGCAGAGUAAUAAAAGGUAGUUCCAUCAUUUACACCAGACAAUAAAAUAUAAUUAAAGGAAGGAAUUAAAUUCAUAAUAGAUGUUAUGGUUACAGCCUUCCUAUUAAUUCACAUAUUUACUUGUGGAUAUCAUUAUUUAUUAGAUAUAAAAUAUUUAGAUGCAUUUUAUUAAUCAACUCAAACAAUAACAACUAUUGGUUAUGGGGAUAAUUCUUAAUUUAUUAUGUUUGAAUAUUAAACUUUAUGGUUGAUUAUAGGAGUUGGAUUUUAUACUUUUACAAUAGGGGAUUUUGCAUAUAUGAUGUAAAGAUCAGGAGUUAAUUAGGAUGAUGAAUAUUAUUUCUAAUUAGAAUAAUUGUGUUAUGUAUCCGAUUUCCCUGAAAAGAUAAAAAAUUAAUUCUAGAGAUUCAUAUCAACUAAUUUAAACAAUAAUGCAUUCUGGUCUAAUUAUCAUAAAAAGAUGGUUAGUGAUUUACCAUACUAAAUAUAAAAUUAUCUGGUUUUAAGUGGCAUGCUUAAAAUAUGCGAAGCAGUGCCUUUUUUCUUGCAAGACAUUAAUUUUGCAAUAGAAUUAUUGAAUAAUGUCUAAUUCUUUAUUAUUGAAGAAAAUGAUUUAAUAUAUAGAGAAGGUUAGAAUUCCAAUGAAAUUUAUUUUUUAUUGUCAGGUGAUGUAAGAAUAAUGACCAAAACUAAAUUUACUUUACUAAAUAUUUUAGAAGGAACAAUGUUUGGUGAAUUUGAAGCCAUUGAAGAAACAUUGAGAGCAACAUAUGCUAUUGCUCUUUAAAAAUCAUUAAUUUUAAAAGUUGAUUAUAUAAUAUUAGAAAAAUCUAUGAAGAUGAGUCCAAAUCUAUAUUUUGAGGUUUAGUAACUAUUUCAUCGUAGACGAAAAUUAUUGUUAAAUAAUCUUAAAGUUGAGAAAUGUAUGUAAUUCUAAGCCAUAUUAGUUAGCCUAAAGAAAGAAGGUUCGAAGAUCGGUUUUAAUUUAACUUAGCCAUGAAUAAUUAUAGUUUAAUAGAUAAGAAAUGAAAAAGUAAAGAGAAAUAAGAGAAUUUAAAAAUAUUAAUGAAUAUAAUUAAAUGGUGCUAUAAUAAUUGAUUAAUAAAAAGAGACAAUAAUAUGAAAAAUUAAUAGCAUGUUUUAAAUCAGUUGUUUUUAGAAUUAUUCAUUUUAACCAAUAAUUGAAUCGUACACCUCCAGAAGAUUGGAAAGAUUUAGAUAAUUACAAUUUAAUAAAGAGAGUAUUUCCAUUACGUUGUUUAUCAGAUAAAUUUUAAGUUUUCUUUAGGAAGUCUUCUUCAGUACAUAGUUAAUCAGUUCAUCGAAGUUCUAUUCGUAGAAGAAUAGAUUAUCAUAAAUAUAAUAAAUAUAAUUGGAGAUUAAGUGAUGUUUAAAUAAAAUAGAUUAUUUUAAUGCAUAAUAAAAGAUCAGCAAAAAUAUAUCCAACCUUAAGCAAUAUUGUAUAAACAUACUAAGUAGGUACAGUGGCAUCAUCUCCUUAGAGGAUUAAUAGAUAUUAUCCUCGAUGGAUUAAAGAUUUAGUUUAAGAAGAUUAUUCAUCUGAAGAAAUGGAAUAAUUUGUCUGGAAAUAUCAUCAAAUUAAUAAAAGAUUAGAUAGGAUUGAUAAGAUAUGGACAAAAGGACUAAUACUUAGAUUUGAUAAAUUUAAACUAAAGAGUUAAAAUGAUUUAGAUCAUUUAGAUACUGAAUCUUCUGAAGAAUAAUGA
Molecule: messenger RNA, 2470 nt
Organism: Paramecium sonneborni
Lineage: Eukaryota; Ciliophora; Oligohymenophorea; Peniculida; Parameciidae
Source: the annotation of a GenBank genome assembly